Cryptomeria japonica (Japanese cedar) is the source of this 2901-nucleotide messenger RNA. RefSeq lists its product as uncharacterized. The record is from RefSeq and is a predicted model, not a curated record. Gene Ontology annotation, biological process: protein phosphorylation. Gene Ontology annotation, molecular function: ATP binding; protein serine/threonine kinase activity. Bases 308 to 2587 code for a protein of 759 amino acids. Gene Ontology annotation, cellular component: cytoplasm. The transcript has 7 exons. Lineage: Eukaryota; Viridiplantae; Streptophyta; Pinopsida; Cupressales; Cupressaceae.
AAUUUCUAUUAUAAGCAGAUUCGAUUGUAUGAGAAGUUUGCCCUACCUGUAUUAACUUAAAAGAAAAAGAAAAAGACAGAGGUUGCCCCACUGUAAAGACCCAUAGCCUGAAUUUGCAAACAUUUUACGGUAAAAAACUGUAGAUCGAGUAUUAAAGAAGAAGAGUAGAUCGAAACGCGGAGGAGACCAGAUCCUACGUAUCUCACUCCAACCUAAAUCUAUGGCCAGAAGCGAAGGGCAAAGGUGAAAUUGUGGGAAUCAGGGAGCAGGGCUGGUGUGUUGGAGAGAAGCAAAAGUGAAAAAAAAGAUGUGGCGAUUGAAGCAAUUGAUGCCCAGCAGGGGAGCGCUGGAAGGGAAAACGGUGGAAGUGGGGACGCUGAAGCUUCAGAUUCGUAGUACCAUAGCGGAAGGAGGGUUCUCCUGCGUCUAUCUGGCGGUGGCCAGGGAGGCUGGGAAGCAGUACGCGGUCAAACACAUAAUCUGCAACGAUGAGGAGUCUCUGGAUCUAGUCAAGAAGGAGGUGGCAGUCCUGAAGGCCCUGCGUUCUCAUCCCAACGUAGUGCGCCUCCACGCGCAGACGGUCUACGAUUUGGGCAGAACGAAGGAGUGUUUUCUCGUGCUCGAUUUCUGCGACAAGGCGUUGAACAAUGUGCUCGAAAAUAGGGGCUCUGGCUACUUCGAUGAAAAGCAGAUCCUUCUUAUCUUUCGUGAUGUUUGCAAUGCUGUCUGUGCUAUGCAUUCGCUAUCACCUCCAAUUGCGCACAGGGAUCUGAAAGCUGAAAAUGUUCUAAUGGGUGCUGAUGGACUUUGGAAGCUGUGUGAUUUUGGCAGCACAUCCACAAAUCACAAACGAUUUGAAAGGCCUGAGGAAAUGGGAAUUGAAGAAGACAUCAUUCGGAAGCACACAACUCCAGCUUAUAGAGCACCAGAAAUGUGGGAUCUCUACAGAAGGGAGCUCAUAAGUGAGAAGGUUGAUGUUUGGGCUCUUGGAUGCUUACUAUAUAGGAUCGCUUAUUUAAAGUCUGCUUUUGAUGGAGAGUCGAAGUUACAAAUAUUGAAUGGAAACUACCGCAUUCCUGAGUUGCCAAAAUACAGUUCAUCAUUGACUGACUUGAUCAAGGACAUGCUGACAGCUGCUCCGGAAGCAAGACCGGACAUCAUGCAGAUAUGGUGUCGUGUGAAUGAACUUCUACCUUUUGAGCUGCGCAAACCAAAUCCAGAUAGGCCAUCGUCUAUGCCUGCAUCUGAGGUGCAUGCUCCUCCUCCUGCAGAUGUCCGAGACCAUGUUCCAACAAGGAGAGCUCCACCACAACCAUCUAGAUCGCCUCCCCCUCCACCUUCUUCAAAAGAUCAAGAUCAUCGAUCAUCACCGGUGCAACAGGACUCAAAGGCAGUGCAAGGCAGCAAUAGUGGGAGUGCUUUGGGUGCAUUUUGGUCAACACAGUAUGCACAGGAAUCUGGGUUUAUUGAUGAAAAAAUCCCUUCAUUUGAUAAGGAUCCUGGAAUUGAAGGUACCUUUAAGCAGAGGUCACAAAGCCCCGACACUCAUGCAAAGCAAGAUUCUGCAAGCGCUUCACAGGAACAUUUCUCCAAAACUGCACAUCUUUUGAAGAAAAGUGGUGUGUCAAACUUUAUGAAAAAAUUGCCUGGGUCAUCACAAUCAACAGCUGGGAAAGUAUUAGAUGAUGUUAAGUCAGAUACACAGAAUUUUAACUCUGAGGAUACUGAUGAGAAUGGGGAAUACUCAACUCGCUCCAAGGCAUCUGCAACAAAGACUUUAGCUUCAGAUUCUGACUUGCCUUUCCGGGAUGAUUCAUUCAAUGCAUUUGUGGCAGAAUUUGAUUACAACAAAUCUACAUCUGGAACUACUUUGUCUGAGGGAGAAAAUUUACAAGCAGAAGUAAACAGAUUAAAAGAAGAGUUGGGACGGUUGCGCAUAGAGAAAACAGAAAUAACAUCAAAAUAUGAAAAAUUGACAGCUAUCUGUCGUUCCCAAAGGCAAGAGAUCCAAGAGUUGAAACAAGCUUUGUCUAUGGGAGCUGCUCAGAAUGCUUCAGCAUUCAACAAAGAUCAGAUGCAACGUCCAGGCCCUGGAAGCUUGCAGUCAGGCAAUCAGCUACAAGAAAAGAUAGAGGGUUCUAUUUGGGAACUGCAAGACGGCAUUACCUCCAAUAACUUACCAACAAAGGUGCUUGGCUCAAAAGGAUGGCAAGCAUUUUCAGAGGCACAACCAACUAAUUUGUCAAAUAUCCAACCAUCUGCUGCAAGAAUGUCAAGUCAAGCCCCCAGUGGAGGGAAUGCCAAUAUUGAUAACACGGUGAUGGGUUCAAAUGGGUACCAACGUCAACAGCAUGGGAGCAGUGCUAGCAUCACCGGAGGUGAUGAUACUUGGGGUUUUGUUCAGGACAAAUUUUCUUCAAUCAGUAACAUUAAUAACCUUCAAACAUCUAAAUUGUCUAGCCAGGCUAGCUCCCAAGAUGAUAGCAGAGGAAAUCCAGCAGUUCCCAAUUCAAAUGUUUCCAAAUCUGUGGGCCGCAGUGUACGGACUUCGACUCACUCCCAACCUGCAGGAUGGGCUGGUUUUUGAGGAUUAAUUAAGAUUGUGAACUGGGUUUCCUAAGAUGCGUGGUUUAAGAAUUUGGAAACAUACGUUGAUAUUUAUGUAAAAUCUUCUAUUUGCUUAUUAAGAGUUGCAUUGUGGUGUUUGAGACACUAACGUUCAAGAUGUCUGGCUGCAUAAGAUUUAUUUAGUGCCCCUCGGAAAUUUUAAAAUGCAAGAGCUUUCUGGCUGCAUAAGAUUUAUUUAGUACCCCCUUAGAAAUUUUUAAGUGCGAGAGCUUUCUGCUUUCAGACAAUUUAUUUGGUGCUGAUGGAUCGAAUUCUAAUUUUAGAUUUGCUUCA